CACAAACCCCAACUGACUCCCCAACAUGCUUUCCCCAUUCCUGCAUCUUCUGCAGCAACUCUGACAUCACCAGUGGCAGAAGCCAAUAAGAAGAGACCCCUCUCUUCUCUUCCUUUCCCUGGAAGAGAGUACUGCUGGAGCUGAGCAGUCAGGCCAAGUGAGCUGUCAUCCAUGCUCAGCCUCUGUGGCUGAUGCAGCCGAGUGCGCUCAGUUGCUAGGGACCCAGUAGGUUUGGGAACAGCCAACACACCAGCUAGUUCCCAUGCAGGGAAUGGGGACCUUCCGGCUGGGGAGAAGGACUGUGAUGUACACUGUGGAAACCAUCCCUAAAGGGAAGAAUCGAGUCCUGGGGACCAUCCAGAUCAUGACUGGCUUCAUACACAUUAGCUUUGGGAUCAUUCUCAGCACCUUGACCAGUGUAUAUACCUCAUUCUUUGUGUCUGGAGAGAUCCCCUUCUUGGGAGGAGCAUCUUUCAUUGUUUCUGGAUGCCUGUCCAUUGGUGCUGAGAAGAGCCCGACAGAAUGUGCUGUGAAGGGCUCUCAAGCCAUGAAUAUCAUCAGUGCUAUAUUUGCAUUACUUGGAAUAUUGGCUUUUAUAGUAGAUCUGAGCAUAAAUGGGCCAUUUCAUUCUGACGACAGUCAUCAGUAUUCCCUAGUGAUGACUGGCAACAGGAUCGCCAUUGUAUUGUUGACAUUCACCAUUGUGGAAUUUUGCAUCGCAUCUGCCACUGCAUAUUUUUGGUGCCGAGCAACCCGCUCUGACUCCAAUGAGGCCAUAUUGAUUGAACCAAAUGCCAUCAGGACGGAUACAGAGACUCCUUCUGUAAUAGAAUCAUCAACAAGCUAUCCACCAAAUUCCAAUGAUGUAACUUAUGAUUCAAAAGUAGAGACUGUGUAGAAGACUCAAGAGGAGGAAUCUGUAUGGAGAAAUCACACCAGCUGCACCUCUUUUGAGGUGUAAAAGCUGGCCCUUUCCUGCAUGACAGAGUUCCUUCAGUUACUGCCAGUAUUCUAGCCGCCAGACCAGUGAGGUCAAAGAGACUCUCUCUUCUUUCUCCAGUACAGUCUUGGUUUCAGGCUGGGACUAAGAAGCAUGUGGCUUGAUCUGCUCUGCCUCGAACUAAGAGGUAACCGUGGACUCCAUUUUGCAUAGGCUGUGUAUGGCACUAGCCAUGUGUCAGGCACAUGGAAUAUGAAAAAUGUCAAAAUAUGUUUGAAGAUAGUCUUGGUCUAGUGUUGAAGUGGUCACAAGAUAACUGGGGACCCAAAAGACAACAUGGAACAGAAGCACACCCAAAUAUAGGCAAAACAUUAGUGCCUCUUUUCUACCUUUGGAUGGCUGUAUGACUGACCCUGGGAUGAGAGGAAAGAGAGAUCAGUCUGUGGGGUUGGUUUGGAUGGCAAGUGUCCAGUGCUGUAGCUGGUUGUUAAAGACUUCUGACUGAAUCUGAGUCUCCUGAGAAUUAGCCAACAUAAGGGACUACCUUAGCCCCAAUACUUGUAGUCUUAUGCUUCCAUAUGGGAGCAUGGGUUUGAUGCAGAAAGCUGCAUUUGGCAUUAAUUUGACACGCACAGCAAAGCUGAUUGGGUUUACAAAGCUUGUCAGCAAUGCUGCAUGUUCUCGAGCACUGUUGACUACUGCUCUCACUACAACUAUUUAUAUUUCAAUUUACUGUACAUAUAUGUCCAUUCAGACAUGCCCUGCCCUGGGAAAUGCUCUGCUAAUUUGUUCUCUGGAAGGCUCAUCCCUUUGUGAUGGCUAUAUAGCUUGCAAAUAUGGUGAGCUAAAAACAACACUUUGUACCUCUACUUCUCAAUAGCCUGCUGGGUUAUAAGUAGGCAGUCUCUCUGAGGCAAAAAAAGAGAUAACACCCAUUUUACAUUCCACAUUAGUGAAUCCUAUUGCAUCUUUAAUCAUUCUGGAAUUAUACACUGCCAUCUAAUACUCAGAGAUAUUGUAAGAAAUAGCAUCUCUCUCUCUCUCUCUCUCUCUCUCUUUUUAAAAAGUUGAUAACAGAAAAUUUUUGGUGACAGAAUUACUUGGUUCUCUUGAUGGACCCUUUGUGUUUCCUCGCACCAUUCAAACUCGGCAAAGACACUGAGGCAAGCCCAGGAAUAAGAGGUGACACAAGCCUUCAUAUGACAGAGCUCUGCUUCGAGGGUUGAGUCUACACCGAUGAAAUGACGCAUCCUUACCUCGAUGUGUUGGAAUGCAUGCUGUUCCUCUUUUUCCACCAUGAAAACAUUUUUUUUAUGCCUGAGGGAUUUAAGCUUAUUUUAAAAAAACCUCCAGUUUACUCCACUGUUUGGGGGAGGGGAACGUUUUUUAAAUUGUGUGUUUUACCCUCCGAAUUUGAAGCUGGGGUGAAUUGAGGGUAGCGGGAUGGUGAGACCAGCUUGGAUGGUGGUGGGUGGGUGGUAUGGAGUCACCACAGAUGUGUCACCUGGGCUCUUUCUCACUUUUGAAGGGCUGGAAAAGACUCAGCAUCCUCCUCUCCCCCUCUUUUUUCACCUUUGCUCUGGACAUUUGUGAAGAUUUAAAGCUUUGAUCUUUGAAUAUCUGUUUGCCUUUAGAUGUCCUUUUGAGUACAGUGAUGGAAGUCUCAGGGGGCAAGCACUAUAGAAAACUUUCCUGGGAGUAAGCACUAUUGCAUUUAGUAGGACUUGCUUCUGGGUAGAUCUGUAAAAACCUGCACCAUAUGUUAUCAAUCCUAGACCUGCUUCUCUGGGAAUUAAAUUUAGAAAAUGAGGCUGUGCAAACUAGAUGGGGCAGAGGCAACACAUGUAUAGGCUGAGAUAACUGCCUAGGUAUGAACCCAAUCCAAUGGGACUGUAGGUGAGUGGUCAGAAUGAUGGAAAAUAAAGAAAGGCUAUUUGACUAUGUGAAUAUGUGCAUGCAUGGCAGGAACCCCCUCCACCAGCAGCCUUUCUGGUCAUGUGGCCAGACAUAAAUUGAUAUGGGGAACAAAUGCACAUAGAAGAAACACCAUCUUGCAUGAAUGUGGCUACAUAACCCUGUGUGGGUUUCCAAACUGUUGUUUGGAUUAAAACAGGUGUGGCAGUAAAGGGGCCAUAUUGGGGUAGUAUACUAUGCAGUGGAGCUGAGAUACAGGCCUCAGGUAGAUUCAGCCUAGAAGGGGUUGGACUUUGCUGGUUUAAAACAGUUGGACUUUGCUACUUUAAAACAGUCUUCUCCCAACUCAGGUGUCUCCAUUAGCCUAACCCAGCACCAGCACUGAUCAGUAAUGGUAGGAGGUACAGUCUAAUAAGAUAAGGAGGAACUGGUUGCAGCAUAGUCCAAUUCUCCUGCUUGAGCACUGCUGAAAUGAAUGGGAGUUAUAUUCAAACAUUUAGUGCAAAUUCUAUUCAUUUCAAUGGAGCUUAGGACAGAGAACAUCCUGGUAGAUCAUGCCCUUGGUCUCCAAAAGUUUUGGUUGAGUUUUGUUUUUGCCUGCACAACAUGUAAGUAGAAGUUGGCAUUUUUGAGAUUUUUUAUUGUUGUUAAGGAACUGGGAAUGGCUAAAUUGGGAUCAAUUCCCUUGGCUUUUGAGCAUCUUGGUUAAUGUUUAUUCAGAGCAUGUUUUCAUGAGAAAUUUCUACUGUUUAAUGCCUGUCUGUGAAACAGGAAUAUCUAAUCUUCAGUGAUCUCACAGAGGUCCGAUUCUUGUAGUUGUUUAUUUAAUCCUAGACAAGGUAAGGGUUUAGAUUCUGCAGGUGAUUCACUCUUUCUAAGUUUGAUCUUGCUUUUCAUGGACAUGAUUUUUUAAAAUAAAAUAAAAUAUGUACUUGAA
Molecule: messenger RNA, 3791 nt
Organism: Sceloporus undulatus (fence lizard)
Lineage: Eukaryota; Metazoa; Chordata; Lepidosauria; Squamata; Phrynosomatidae
Product: membrane-spanning 4-domains subfamily A member 12-like
Exons: 6
Coding region: 263-898 (211 amino acids)
Biological process (GO): cell surface receptor signaling pathway
Cellular component (GO): plasma membrane
Source: RefSeq, a predicted model, not a curated record